AUGAGCAAGGGUAAUCGGGUCUCAUACGGACCGACUGAUACCGCAACAAAGUCAGUAAGGGCUCUGUUCCGCAGAGCGCCCUGGCCAGAGCUCAAAUUUCCCACUACUGGCUUUGAAGCCAUCAGCGAUGAGUACUUCCUGGAAGAAGAGUCGCUUGAUCAUUUCCAAUGUGGUAUGUUCUACUCUGCGAACAUCGGGGAGACCUUUGACUCUCGGUAUCAGGUUGUUGGCAAGUUGGGCUACGGCGCAACUUCUACGAUCUACAAGCGCCUCAGCAAGAGAAACACCUCACAUCCUGGGUACCACCUUGUAAGGGCCGCCUUAGACACUUUCAAUAUUCCUCAGAUGGGAGAUCACCAGUUUCUUGUUCAAAACCUAUAUGGGACAGCUUCAGCGAUGUGCUCGAAGGUUGUUGAAGGAGAGAUGAGGUAUCCUGCUCCUCGGAAACUUUGGCGAUACGUCAGUGUGUGCCUCCCGUACGUUCGGGGUGCCCGAUCGUUGGGGUCUGUAAUGCUCGGUGCUUUCGGUGCCGUAGUUUGGGGCGACGAGAGGCAGACACACGAUGCGCAGCCUGACAUCUACCGAUGCCCAGAGGUGAUGCUGAGGACAGAGCGGACAACGCACCUGGCAGAAGUGGUUGCAAUGCUCGGACCCCCUCCUCUAGAUUUGUUUAAUCGAGAGCUGCGCAGCAAGGAGUUUUUCGACGACACAGAGAGUUGCGAGGUGACUCUGGCCGGACAGGAACAACGCGAAUUUUUGGAAUUUGUGUGUUGCAUGCUGCAGUGGAGGCCCGAAGAUCGCAUGAUUGCGAAGCAGCUGCUUGACCACCCGUGGCUCAAACCUCCAAACUCGAUGGAGCCUUUGACGCACGGAGUGCUGAAGUAGACCCUUACUAUCGCUCACCCAUGUCCAGGAGCGGGUCUUCAUGCUCUUAUUGAAGUGCACGGAAGGAAGAGGAGAAUCCACUGCGGUUCAUGAAG
Molecule: messenger RNA, 980 nt
Organism: Macroventuria anomochaeta
Lineage: Eukaryota; Fungi; Ascomycota; Dothideomycetes; Pleosporales; Didymellaceae
Exons: 5
Coding region: 1-885 (294 amino acids)
Biological process (GO): protein phosphorylation; regulation of mRNA processing; spliceosomal complex assembly
Molecular function (GO): protein kinase activity; ATP binding
Source: RefSeq, a predicted model, not a curated record